Molecule: messenger RNA, 1161 nt
Organism: Ceutorhynchus assimilis (cabbage seed weevil)
Lineage: Eukaryota; Metazoa; Arthropoda; Insecta; Coleoptera; Curculionidae
Source: the annotation of a GenBank genome assembly
AUGGAUGACAAACGCCUUUUUAAAUGCUGCAAAAAGCCUUUAAAUAGCUUAGUGUGUGUAUCUUGCUUAAAUGUUUUUCACCCUAGCUGUGGGGAGCGAAUUAGGGGAUUUUCGGAGUUUAGAGGUCAUCAAAUUUUUUGUUCCAAUAAAUGCAAGGAUACAAAAAAUAAUGAAGAACAGACCACAGGCUCCCUUCGAGCUAAGAUUUUGGAUUUGGAGAUGUGUUUGAAUCAGCUUGAGCUGGACAAGGAUGAAACUAUUCAACAGCUGGAAUCAAAACUCAGUAAAGUUUUUGAGAGCUCAGAUGAACAAAAGAAGUACAUCAAAAAACAACGAAGGCUGACCCAAGAAUUCACGGAAGAGGCGCAGCUAGUCGAAGAGCGGUAUUUGAGGGAGAUUGGCGAGCUGGAAACCUGCAACAGAGAACUUAGAAGGAAAAAUAUUGAACUUGAGAAAUCAAAUGCAGUUAAGAAUAUAGUCUCAGUCACAACACAAACACAUUUUUUAUGCCUAAAUCGGUCUUGUCAAACAGAUGAUCAAGAGGACUCCUUCUCUACUCUUGCCUCAGCCAAAGACAAAAACCAGGAACUCCAGCAUAAAAUAUUUGAACUAGAGGAGUUGAGGUCGAGUUUGUUGAUCUCUAUCGAGACUCUGACAGCUGAUAAUGAAUAUUUUAAAGGGGAAUUAUGUUUGCUCCAAAAAGAAAUUCAGAUGCUCCUUGAUCAGAUGAGCCAGGGCGCGGGAGAAAGUUUGCAGGCUGAGCUCACUCAAGCCCAUUCUGGGGAGAUUGACGCUACUGAUGAGGCAUUGGUCCAAAACCCAGGUCAAAAAUCGCAAGCUAAUAAACCUCAGCGGAUCUUGGUUCUGGGAGAUGAAAGUGGCACAAACAUCACCGCAAAGCUUCGUCUCUUAGUGGGGGAUCAUUUCAGGGUAUCUGGUUAUAUUGAACCAUUUGCGCCAGUGAGUGAGGUGUCACGAGGUAUUUUUGGCAUGACUCAUGAUUAUACAUUUUCUGAUUUUGUGGUUGUCUUAUUGCAUGUCAAUUAUAAUGCCGUGAGGCACGCGUCAGCCCUAAAACAAAUUUUAGCCAUAGGAAGGUACACGAAUUUAAUUGUGUGUUAUAGGUAUUUAUUAUUUUAUUUAUUUAUUGAUCAACAAUAG